Monopterus albus (swamp eel) is the source of this 3124-nucleotide messenger RNA. It is a transcript of the gene cuedc1b, whose product is annotated as CUE domain containing 1b. Gene Ontology annotation, molecular function: ubiquitin binding. The transcript is spliced from 11 exons. The record is from RefSeq and is a predicted model, not a curated record. NCBI's taxonomy places the organism in Eukaryota, Metazoa, Chordata, Actinopteri, Synbranchiformes, Synbranchidae. Bases 451 to 1638 code for a protein of 395 amino acids.
CGUGUGCGGGCUGGGAGGAGUAGUGUCCUUGUGCUUCCCACAGUCCCACUGCUCAGUGGUGCUUCCUGUGGAUACCACAAUACUGGUGAUAUUAUCCGUUCCUCUGUCGGUGAUAAUUAUGAUGCAGGUUUUCCCUGGCGAAUUUUGACUCUAAUCUCCACCUCAUGACAGGACCUUGGAUGUUAAAUUUCUGUCACCACCUGACUAUUCCACUGUCUGCCCACUGUGUAAUAUUGUGAGCCAUGCUGGAUACAGCGGAAUAAUGACUAACCUGGGGAAAAUACACCAGUUUUUUAAAACUCCCAUCAAAAGAGUGCCAUGCCAUGAGAAACUGAGCAGGGAAAAAGUGGAAAGGAAGUGAGACUGGGGGCUGAAGUACUUGUUUGGUGAGAAAAACUAAAGCCACCCUAUUAGCAGGUUGGCAGCAGCUGAGACAGCCAGGCCUUGAGGAUGACUAGCUUGUUCAGGCGUAGUAGCAGCAAUGGAGCCUCCAGAAGCAGUGGGAGUGGUGGUGAUGGUGGCAGUGGACAGGGGCAGCUCAACAACAGCAGGCCAAAUCAGCAGGUCAGACGCUUGGAGUUCAACCAGGCUAUGGAGGACUUCAAGACUAUGUUCCCAUCUAUGGACUAUGAGGUGAUUGAGUGUGUGCUGCGCUCCAACAAAGGAGCUGUGGAUACCACCAUUGACCAGCUGCUCCAGAUGAGCAUUGAUGGACAGAGCUCAGAUGACAGCUCAGACUCUGAUGACAACAUCCCACCAGAGAUUUUGGAUCGAACACUGGAACCUGAAAGUUCAGAUGAGGAAGCACCUCCAAUCUACUCUCCACCAACAUAUGAUAUGCACGUUUAUGACAGGAAAUACCUGGAAACUCCACCAACACCCCCACCAAAAUUUGAAGCCCGGUCAUCUCCAGGACGUCAGCAGGUCAGAAGCUAUCGGAACUGGAACCCUCCUUUGCUAGGUAAUCUCCCUGAUGAUUUUCUACGGAUUCUGCCUCAGCAGUUAAACAGUACGAAGCAGAACUGCUUGAGCCAUCUAUCCUCAUCAUCAUCCGCAGUCUCUCUAAGUCAGUGGACAGCCCAGGCUGGUUCUUGGUUUGGAGCUGCAGGGACCACUGGGGCUUCAGGUUUGGCAACAGGAGCUACAGAGCAAGACAAGAAACUGAAGCAGUAUCUGGAAGAUGAGCGCAUCGCCUUGUUCCUACAGAAUGAGGAGUUCAUGAGAGAGCUACAGCGCAACCAUGAGUUCCUCAUGGCCUUAGAAAGCGAUCGCUUGAAGUACGAAUCGCAAAAAUCUAAGUCCGAUCAGUCAUCUAGCCUGGAGAAUUCUACAGGAGAACAGUACUCUGCAGCUUCAAUGGAUGCCAUCUCAGAUGAUACCCUGUUCAGAGACAAACUCAAACAUAUGGGCAAAUCAACGAGAAAGAAACUAUUUGAAAUUGCCAGGACAUUCUCAGAAAGGACAAAGCGGAGAAGGUCAAAAAGGAGGACGUUCCUGAAGCACCAUUUAUUGGGGUCAGCCAACUCUACAGCUAAUCUUCUUGACGAUGUAGAGGGAAACAUCAAUGAGGAAGAUGGUCAGCCCAGAAGAACAAAUACUCAGGAAGAGAAUAAACAAAGCAAUGAACUAAUAUCAUGAUCUUUGUAUGCUGCACCAUAUCAGGGUUACCAUGAUGACAGCAGCAUCACCAGUGGGUCUAACAACUCCUUCUGUUCCCACCUCCUCAACCUAUCCCAAUUCAAACCACUCAAUAGAAGGCUCAGCUACAAGUUGAGCCACCCUCUUCCCAGAGAGAAGAAACAGACUGUUUGCUGUCUAUACAUGUGUUAUCUCUGUAUUAUUUUUUUCUAUAUAAUUUAAAAUGUAAAAGAAAGGCUUUAGUACUUAACAGUAUUUGUUAACUGCUUCUUUUGAAUACCUGAGAAAAAUACUAGCGUUGUUAUGGACUUGCCAUAUGAACUUAGUUUCAGGCUGAGCAUUUCAAAUCCAAAGUGAGUACAUGUCCCUUAUAUACAAGCCAUGUAGAGUUUUUUUUAAAACAUGUUUCUUAAUCAAAUGGUAAUAUUUUCCUGUUUUUAAACAUCAGAGGUUAUGUAUCCUAAUUAUUAUGUGUCAAGAUAUUGUAGCCAUUAAAGCUGUGACAACCCAGUUUUCAGGUGUCCAUGGCCAUAUUAACCAGUUUAAAAGACUGUGUUCUUAGAAAAGCAUGUUUGGGCAGUUGACUUCAAUGCUGCAGUUUUUGGAGUGAUUUACUAGUUUCGUUUGUUUGGUAAGGUGAAAACCGUGUCAUACAGUUUGUUGUAGCACCACUAAUAGCACAGCUGCACAGGUAGAAGUUGUGAUUAGAAAACCUAUGAAGAAAUAUAGUACUUAUAAAGGACAAAUGAUCUUUCUCACUAAGUUUUAAAGGGCUAACAAGGAGUCUUGAUAUUGUUAAAGCCCAACUGUGCUUGAAACAAAUGAGGCUAUGUUCACAUUACUGGCCUUAAUGCUCAAUUUCUCAAUUUUUUAAAGACAGAUUCAAUCUUCUUGUGUUGCUAUUUCACAUACAUAGUUGUGAUAUGUAUCAGUCUCCACUGUAUACACUGUAGCACUGGUAUGACUCAGAUUUAGGAUCACAUAUGCAAUUCACAAACAUCUAAUAUUAAAAAAAUCACUUUGGUGAAAAAAAAUCAAUUAUGAGUCAUUUGAAAAGAUGAUGUGAGAGAUGGGAGAUUUUUGGUUCUAUACAGCACCAUUUGGUUGUCAAGCCUGAGUAUUAUUUUUUCAGUUGCGCUCCUGAAAUACUGAGCAUGAUACCAAGUUAUUUGAAUUACCAGCCUUCAAUUUUCAAAGUGUGGUAAUGGUGGUAAACCAGCAGGCAUCUUCAAGGUUGGGAAAAUACAUUUAAACAAUGUUAUGCAUGAAUUCAUUUAACACUCUCACUUUGGUUGAAUGGCUGAAUGAAUGGAUCAAUUUGAUAAUAGUGGAAGUGAGGGCCUCAGGCCACAUGACCUGCUUUGACAGUCUUAAGUUGCAAAUUUAAGGACUUGAGACUUGCUUGACUAAUGCUGGUAAAAGACUUGACUUUGACUUGGAAUUUAUGGCUUGAGACAACAUAGACUUGAGACAGAUGACUCAAAAU